Molecule: messenger RNA, 2249 nt
Organism: Calidris pugnax (ruff)
Lineage: Eukaryota; Metazoa; Chordata; Aves; Charadriiformes; Scolopacidae
Gene: LARP7
Product: La ribonucleoprotein domain family member 7
Exons: 13
Coding region: 169-1914 (581 amino acids)
Biological process (GO): RNA processing
Cellular component (GO): nucleus
Molecular function (GO): mRNA binding
Source: RefSeq, a predicted model, not a curated record
CUCUACGCAUGCGCGGGCGGCGCCGCGGGGCCUUUUCUCCCUGCGGGGGCCGCGCGUCGUGUCCAGGUUGACGGUGGUGGCGGCGGCGGCGGCGGGAGGGGUCAGGUCCCGCCCUGCGGCGAGAGGUGGACGGUCCGGCUCGGUGUCCCCGCCGUGUGCGGCGGCAGAAUGACAGGAAUGGAGACUGAAACUCCAAGAGACAAAGCCAUGGAAGAAGAAAGCACUGAACAGAAAAAGGAGAGAGAGAAAAAAAAGAGGUCAAGGGUUAAACAGGUGCUUGCAGAUAUAGCGAAACAAGUGGAUUUCUGGUUUGGUGAUGUUAAUCUCCACAAAGAUAGAUUUCUCCGAGAACAAAUAGAAAAGUCCAGAGAUGGGUAUGUUGAUAUAUCACUUCUUGUUUCUUUCAACAAAAUGAAAAAAUUAACUACUGAUGGGAAAUUGAUAGCUCGAGCAGUUAAAAGUUCAUCUGUUGUAGAGUUGGAUUUAGAAGGGACUAGAAUCAGAAGACGCCAACCUCUGGGUGAGCAACCAAAGGAUGUGGAUAGUCGUACAGUCUAUGUGGAGCUGCUUCCCAAAAAUGUCAAUCACAGCUGGAUUGAGCGGGUGUUUGGGAAGUGUGGUAAUGUAGUUUAUAUUAGUAUCCCCCGGUAUAAAACUACUGGUGAUCCAAAGGGAUUUGCUUUUGUUGAAUUUGAAACUAAAGAGCAAGCAGAGAAAGCUAUUGAGUUCUUGAAUAAUCCACCAGAAGAAGCGCCACGGAAACCUGGGAUUUUCCCCAAAACUGUAAAGAAUAAGCCUGUCCCUACACUGAAUACAAGUAACAGCAGUGUAGUAGAAGAGAAGAAAAAGAAGAAAAAAAAGAAAUCCAAAAUCAAGAAAGAGAGCAACGUACAGGCAGCUGUAGAGACAAAGGAAUCAAACACCAACGCUACAACAGACCAAGUACCCAAGUCAAAAAGACAUAGGACUUCAUCGGAGUGUUCAGAAAUGGAGGGAACUGAGACUCACAGGCAGCCCUCAAGAAGAGAGAAGAGAAAAUGGGACAGAACAGAAAGCUCAGAGGGACCUUGGGAAAGCAGGCCAGGGAAGAGAAAAAGAACCAGCUCUGGAGAUGGUGAGACAUCAACCCCAAAAGUCAAGAAAACUGUUAAAAAGGAUGAAGUUCAUCCUGUGAAAGAGGAAACAACAGAAGCUCCGAAGGAUUCCAAUGACAUUUCUGCAGAAGAGGACAAAGAUAAAAAAGACACAUCCCUUUCAAAAUCUAAAAGGAAACACAAGAAGAAGCACAAAGAAAGACACAAAAUGGGUGAAGAAGUCAUUCCACUCAGAGUACUCUCCAAGACUGAAUGGAUGGAUUUGAAGCAAGAAUAUUUGACCCUUCAAAAAGCCAGUAUGGCCUCCUUAAAGAAAACAAUGUCUCAAAUCAAACCUGAGCCUGUGGGAGAGAUGGAAACUGAAACUUGUGCACAGAAAAAGCUUCAAUCUGAAAAUGACAGAUCCACAACGGGGCCCCAGUUUGUGAGUGGAGUAAUUGUGAAGAUCAUUAGCACUGAGCCCCUGCCGGGCAGGAAGCAGAUCAAGAAUGCUUUGGCAGUGCUGGCUCAUGUUGCUUACGUUGACAUGCUGGAGGGAGACACAGAGUGUCAUGUCCGUUUUAAUACUCCUGAGGAUGCACAGACUGUUGUGAAAUCGUACAAAGAAAUACAGAUCAAAAACAACUGGAAAUUCGAAGUUCUCACUGGUGAUAAUGAACAGCGUUACUGGCAGAAGAUUCUAGUGGACAGACAAGCUAAACUUAACCAGCCUCGAGAGAAGAAGCGGGGUACUGAGAAGUUGAUUGCUAAAGCUGAAAGAAUGAGACUUGAAAAGACUCAACAAACAAGUAAACAUAUUCGCUUCACUGACGAUAACUAAUCAAAACUGAUUGUGAUCUUGAAAGUGAACUGGGUAUUUAAAAAACAAAACCGAGCCCCACAAACACCGCUGCUUCCAGCAACUAAACAGUUCUUAAGAAGGCAUCAAGACCUGGUCCGUUUGAUUCAUAACUCCACAGACUGCAAGUAUGAAGAUUGUUUUGAAUCCCAUUUUUAAAUAGGCUGAAUGUUUACUGCUUCUGAGCCGUUAGAUAAAGCUUUCUGGGAAAAAAAAAUGUAUUAAGAGAUUUUUGCUUUAUUUCACUUCUGGUUUCUUUUUUUUUUUGUAUGUUUUAUACACUAGGUUAUGAAAUAAAAUGCUUGAGAAACUUUCAA